Paramecium octaurelia is the source of this 1130-nucleotide messenger RNA. The record is from the annotation of a GenBank genome assembly. NCBI's taxonomy places the organism in Eukaryota, Ciliophora, Oligohymenophorea, Peniculida, Parameciidae.
AUGGAUUAAGACAACAAGGAAAUAGAUGAGGAAUAGUUUAAAAAGGAAUUCGAGGAAAAGGUCGAAAAACGUAAACAAUGGUUAUUGGAAGAAUUGAAGAGCUGUGGAAAGUUUUUAGAUGUGAGUGCAAAGAAAUUAGAUGAUCUAGAUGCUUUGACUGUAAUGAUAUAUAUUCAAAUUUAUUUAGAUUGCUCUCUUUCUUCAUGAAUGCCAAACUGAACUAACAGUAUUCCACAUUGGAGCUAAUUAAAUAACUGAUAGAGGAUUGAUUGACAUGUUGACCGGAUUGCAAUGGCAUGACAAAUUAAAGGAAAUCUACAUUGGGAAUAAUGAAAUUACUGAAGUAGCAAAAUUGUGACCUAUGUCAUUAGAUUGGUGUUUAAGGUUUGAUAGAGAUUUCAAGUUGCUUCAAAUAAUUGAAAAUCUUGAGUAUGAGUGCUUGUUUAAUUGAUGAUUCAACAUUCAUUUAACUUUGCUAUGCAUUGCCAGAAUUAAAGAAUCUACAGUUAUUGCAAGUGCCUGGCAACAAUAUAUCCGAUUAUGGUAAUGAGAUUACUAUAUUUUAAUAGGAUUGGUGUGCUUCUCCACAUUGUUGGCAACCAAUUGUCUACCAAAUCUUACAGUGGUUCAUUUUGGCAAUAAUCCAUUGACAUCAAAAUCUCUGGUCCCAUUCUUUUAGGCCUAGUCUAAAGUAUCUCAAGAAAUUGCAAUUGUGGAAUAAUCAUUUAACCGAUAAGGCCAUAUAUGAAUUUAUUAAUGUACUUGAGAGGGAGGACAUUGGAUUAACCUAUGUUGGAUUGUAGGAUAAUGAAAUUGAAGAAUAUGAUCUGGUUGAGGAUUUGAAUGCUCUACUCAAGUAGAAUGAACUCAUUGACAAGUUGACAGAACAGAUAGAACAUAAGGAAGAGACUGAAGAGGUGGAUGAAGACAAGCAGGUCAAAUAGAUGAUCGAACUUGCUAAAUUAGAAGAAAUUGAAGAGAAAUUGGGACAAUUGGAAAAGCUGAAUGAACCUUAGGAAGACAGAUCGGAUGUGGUUAAUGAAUUGCAAGGGAAAUUAAAAACUUAGAAAUGGGCUGGAGAGAUUGAAGAUCCUGAAGAUAAAACAUUGAAACACUCGGUAAUGGAAUGA